GAACUGAGCAUCUUUGACGUGGUGAGGGCGGGUGAGCUGGCAGCCAAGCACUCCAUCCAGGUCAAGUUCCAGGAUAUUGACCGCAUCGAUAUUGUGGGCAAUGAAGUCACCCUGAUCUUGAGCAAGGCUCCGACUUGUUAUGUGAAGCCAGAAGGUGAGAUGGCCAUCGUGAACAUGGAGGUCGCCAAGGACAUCACAGGAGGCGCCAAGAGCCUCAAGUUUACCACGGGCACCUCCGGCCAGGAAUCUUUUCUCCGCAUGAAGGGAAAGAAUACGGAGACCGUAAGCUUCCCGGAGGUGCGAAGGCUGGUCUCCCAGUGCUCCCCUCGCAUGGACGCUCUCUUCCGAGGGCUUCCACCUCCCAGGCCUGUGGCGGCACCUUCACGCAAGCGCAAGACCUCCGACGCCGCCGUCGCCGAGAAGAAGCCUCGCAUCGCACCAGCUCAGCUGCAAGAAGAGAUUGCAGCGGCCGAAGGGACCUGGCUGAAGCGAGCCGUGGACCGCUUCCAGCUCAAAGGCAUCGUCGGUACUGCCUCCGAGGCACAUUGGAAGACAUACUUUGGAGAGCGUGUGCUCCUAGAAAUGAAAAGACAGGCAUCCGUCACUGCAGAUGAGGACUCCUCGGACGAGGCACAGGACGAGGAUGCUGUUUCAUGGCCCGAGUGUCUCGGUGCGCAGCCCGAAAUCCACAGCUUUGACUUCGAGUCUUAUCGUGAUGGGGAGGAGAAGGAAUUUGCCCAAGAAGUCCUGGCAGGGAUCCAAUCUUCAGUGGAAGCCACGAUCAAGUCCAGCGCGCUGCAGCUACAUGCGUCAGCCUUUGCCGGGGGUGUCUUCUUACUCUCCUACCACCUCAACAUGGACGAUGACGAUCCGAGGACUGUAGACGCCCAUGCACGCAUCUAUGCACCCAACGCAUCUGGCAACUUCUUGGAUCUGCGGUACCACAACCACCACCGAGUGCGCAUGAGCUUCACAGAGCGCAACUGGGAAGGCGAAAAGAUCUUCGACUUGGACUUCAACGAGUAUCA
This is a messenger RNA of Symbiodinium necroappetens, 1028 nucleotides long. Lineage: Eukaryota; Dinophyceae; Suessiales; Symbiodiniaceae. The record is from the annotation of a GenBank genome assembly.